AUGUAUCGCCAAAUUCGCGUCGAUCAACGCGAUAUCAAUUACCAACGCAUUCUAUGGAAUGCAACACCGCAUGAACCGCCUACUGACUACCAGCUGUUAACAGUCACGUACGAAAAGAUUAUUGAUCGUUAUAUACUAUAUAAAAUUAAUAUUUUAUUAUACUUUUAUAUAAAAGAUAAAAAUUAUAAAAUUAUAUUGCAGGUGCUUGCAUCAUUGAAGCACAAAAUUGACCAAUUUCUAUCAAAGCAUAACAACGUAGAUUUCUUGGUCGAACAAGCAAGAUUAUUUUUGAUUAGUCGAGAAAAUAAAUUGGUAAAUGCGAGAAAAAAUGUAAUAGAAGCUGCUGCUCAAUCCUCAUCUAUUAAACGGCAUUCUUUAACCAGUGAAUCAUUCUCAAGAGGUACAUUAAUUAUAUCUUUUAAAAUUUUGUGCACACUGGAAGUAUUUAAAAGAUGGGAGCCAAAAAGGAGAAGUUUGACAUCAUCGUUUACACAAAUAUUCAAACGAUCGAGUGGUAGUUUAGGUAGUUUAGGUCCAAGCCUCUCAAAUUCUAUUAGUCAGCCGUCCAAUAUAUCAGAAGAUCAGCUACAAGUAAUUGGAUCUGGAUAUAGAUAUACAAAAACUUCGUGGGAAUCGCCGAAUGAAGUGAGUCCAGUGCAAAAUGUUAUACUAUGUGCUGUUAUAUUAGAUGAAUGGCUGAAAGAACUGGCGGCAAUCACUCAAGAGCAUGCCAUUAUGUCCCUCACAGAUGAUAUUCCAUUGAAUACGUAAUUCUGAAAUUCGAUAUAUUUUAUUCCAAAAUAAAAUCGUAAAAUAUAUAUAAAAAAAGUUUCGAACAAAAAUUUUUAAAGAGUAUUUAAUAUUUAAUAUAUUUCGCAAUUAUACGUUUAAAUUUUUGGGGAAUGGAGAGAAAAAUAUAUUUUUUACAAUUAUUUUUUAAAUUACUUUUGUGAAUUGUAAAUUUUUAGAGUGUAUUAAAAAGUAUUUAAUUAAUUAUAAAAUGACUUUUUCUGCAUUAUUUUAAAUAAAUACAUUUACGAUUAUUGAUGAAAUCUGGUUUCCGUCUGCUAAUAAUUUUGUGAAAUAUAUGUAUAAAUAAUUUUUUGUUUUUUUUUAAAUAAUUUUUUUGUUACAUUUUAUAACAUGCGAUAUUUUGUAAAAAUGAAGACUAUUUAAUAUAAUUAUAAAUGGCUAAAAAAAUACGAUGAAUGAAUUAUACAAUUUAUUGGAAAUUAAUAAUUAUUCAAGAAAGUAAAAAAAUCUUAAUUGUGAUAUUUGGUAAGAAAGAUUAUUUGACAAUUUAUAUACAUUAAAUCAAUUUAUUUUUAUCAGAUUGAUAAUGCACCUAAAAUGCUUCUACGGAACAUUUAAUAUAUUGUCAUUUUCUUUUUUUAAUAUAUAAUUUAUUUAAUGAUAAAAAUGGUCUGUAAUUAAUUUUUAAAUAAAUAAUUGGAAAUGUUUUUAAUAAUCCCAAAUAGUAUAGAAACAGGCAGCAAUAUUGCAGUAUUAUAUAUUGCAGUGCAAUGUAUUACAGAGACAUUGCAAAGUUUUUUACAAUAUAUUCAACAUACUUUAAUAUUGAAAAGUAAUGUCAAGUAAUGCUUUACUCGCGAGCAGUAUACGUUACUUCUAUCAAAUAGGCGUAGCAGAGCCCUUGAAAUAAAAAAAA
Messenger RNA from Monomorium pharaonis (pharaoh ant), 1669 nucleotides. RefSeq names its product UPF0518 protein CPIJ015043. The transcript has 6 exons. Bases 1 to 771 code for a protein of 256 amino acids. The record is from RefSeq and is a predicted model, not a curated record. NCBI's taxonomy places the organism in Eukaryota, Metazoa, Arthropoda, Insecta, Hymenoptera, Formicidae.